UGCGCGGGUUCACGUAUGACCAUGUUUCGUUCGUUCAUAUUCCUUCUACUACUAACUUGUGGGGAUCUGGUCUGUGUGAGGAGGAGGUUACUCUCCGAACCUGAUGAACAAGAAGACCAAGAAGUGUUUGUAGAUGAGGGGGGCGCAAACUCAUUCCUUGGUCGCCAUCUGCUGUUCAACCGGUUUGAUUUUGAGAUGUUUGUUCCUGGAAAUCUGGAGAGGGAGUGUUACGAAGAAGUCUGCAACUACGAGGAAGCAAGGGAGGUUUUUGAAAACAUUCCGGCUACAAAUGAUUUUUGGAAGAAAUACAUAGAUAAGGGAAAUCGUCAGUCGCGGGUCGAUGUCACAUCUCUUUUGGUGGGACUCAUUACUGCCGGAGUGGCCAUUAUUAUCGCUGGCCUCCUGAUCUGGUAUUUCUGUCACAACAAAUGCAAGAACAACAUGAGCCGGGAAAGUUCUGUGCGUGGGCGCCCUAGAAGAAGUAAUGCAUCUCUAAUAAUACGACGACUAGAGGAGGUCUCCCGGCAGCCCGUGCUUCCCCCUCCAGGAUCGUCCCCUGACGGUGAAGUAGACCCUCCGGGACUCCCUUCCUAUGAACAGGCGAUUGCAAGAAGUGGACCACACGACGCCCCACCUCCUCCCUAUCCUGGCUCACGACCUGGAAGCGCUCGGCGGUAGUGUCUUCUGGACAACAUCCCAGUAGACAGCUUACAGCCAUUCAACAUCUGCAUCGUGCUAUUCUACUAGAUCAAUUUUUAUUUUUCUAUCGUUGAAAUAUUAACAGAUUACAUUAUGACAUUUGUUUAUUACGUUAAGUUCUACUUUGUUUGUUUGUUUUUCCUGAUUUGUGGGGGUAUUUUUUCCCUUUUAUAAUAUCAUCUUAAAUGAUUUUUAACUCUCCUUUCUUGACCUGCUGGUACCAAAGAGUAACCAUAAUGUUUCUCAGGUGUGAUUAUGCUUUGUAAUGUAACUCCAACCUUAUGCCUAAUAAGCUUCAUCAUAUAUUUUAGCCAGUUUGCUUCUUUUUAAGGAAAAUGAAGAAUCCAUAAUGGGUCGGAGUAGGAGUCUUGUGUUAAGCUGGAACACCCUGUGCUUUAAGGAGCAGUUGCUUUUGACACAGCUUGUAAGUCUGAGAGCAAGAACAGGAUCAUGUUUCAUUACACAAUGAAGUAUUAAUUGUAAACACAGAGAGACAGAUGAUUCAUGGAGUCAUAUGGCUUCCUGUCUCCUUCAGAAGGAACAACAGCAACUGUUUUCUGUACAUGAUGGUGAUGACUGCCGUCAGGGAAACGCUUUUGCAGACAGUGUUUUUGAUGCGCUGGUAUUCCAGUUUUCUUUGUGAAGAUUGACUGUGUAGUUUUCCAUCAUCAUCUUUUACCUUGAUUCUUUUGUGAAAACUUUGGGAUUUUUUCCUCCUGCUUAUAGAGUUGUGUUAGAAAAUUGAUGCAUGUUUCACUAAUGAAUAAGAAUCCUCUUCUGAUAUAUAAGCUAUAUCAUGUCUUAUAAGUAAGUAAAAUAAGUUAAUAAUUUAUAAUCAAAACACUGUUAUUAAUUAUUAGAUGUGCUGUAAGUAGAAAGAUGCAUGAGUGAGCAGUUUUAAAGAUUUUUUAUUUUUGCAGAACAUUUUAAAAUUCUACUAAAUUAAUGCAACAGCUAAAAUAUAUUUAAAUAGCUGCAAGAGAUGCAGCCCAGCAGUUUAUUCAACACAAAGACUCUCACUUAGCCAAAGGUUGAAUGAGCAAUAACAAAAUAAUAGAUGUGAUAUGAUAUGAUAGAAGUGAUAUCUGCGAUGUCUGUCAUACUUGUCCAUAGUACUGGUAUUUCAUUGAAGUGGUCUGGAGGAGUGAGGUAGCUGAGCGCUGAAUUACAGGGAGUGUUCUGACCACCAUCUAUUGUAGGCAACGUUCUAUGACUGCACACAAUUACUGCAUGAUGUGACUCCAAAUCAAAGACACUGGACUAUCCCUUUUAAGUAUUCACUUACUCGUGAAUUACUGUACGAGCCCUGCAUGUUUGUACAUAACCAUGUUUUUUUCAAGGGAUGCGGCACAGAAUUUACUAGUAGGUUUCACAAUAUAAUUUAUGAGAAUGUGUCGAGGGCAAGCUUUGCGGAAUCAGUUCUGAAGCAGAACUGCUUUAAAAACUUUAUUGUUGUUUUAAAUAAAAUUUAUAUUUUAAUUA
This is a messenger RNA of Mugil cephalus (flathead mullet), 2181 nucleotides long. RefSeq names its product proline rich Gla (G-carboxyglutamic acid) 4 (transmembrane) (gene prrg4). Lineage: Eukaryota; Metazoa; Chordata; Actinopteri; Mugiliformes; Mugilidae. The transcript is spliced from 6 exons. The coding region runs from base 16 to 678 and encodes 220 amino acids. The record is from RefSeq and is a predicted model, not a curated record. Gene Ontology annotation, cellular component: extracellular region. Gene Ontology annotation, molecular function: calcium ion binding.